Molecule: messenger RNA, 480 nt
Organism: Sparassis crispa
Lineage: Eukaryota; Fungi; Basidiomycota; Agaricomycetes; Polyporales; Sparassidaceae
Product: Ubiquitin-40S ribosomal protein
Exons: 5
Coding region: 1-480 (159 amino acids)
Biological process (GO): modification-dependent protein catabolic process; translation; protein ubiquitination
Cellular component (GO): nucleus; ribosome; cytoplasm
Molecular function (GO): protein tag activity; structural constituent of ribosome; ubiquitin protein ligase binding
Source: RefSeq, a predicted model, not a curated record
AUGCAGAUUUUCGUCAAGACCCUUACGGGCAAGACUAUCACCCUUGAGGUCGAGUCCUCAGACACUAUCGACAAUGUCAAGGCCAAGAUCCAGGAUAAGGAGGGUAUUCCUCCCGACCAGCAGCGUCUGAUCUUCGCCGGCAAACAGCUCGAAGAUGGCCGCACUCUCAACGACUACAACAUUCAGAAGGAGUCGACCCUCCAUCUGGUGCUCCGCCUCCGCGGUGGUGCGAAGAAGCGCAAGAAAAAGACCUACAACACCCCCAAGAAGAUCAAGCACAAGCGCAAGAAAGUCAAGAUGUCCAUCUUGAAAUACUACAAGGUGGAGAGCGACGGCAAGAUCAAGCGUCUCCGUCGUGAGUGCCCCUCUACCGAGUGCGGUGCUGGUAUCUUUAUGGCCUUCCACGAGGACCGACAAUACUGCGGCAAGUGCGGCUUGACUUACACCUUCCAGCCUGGCACCAAGCCCCCUGUUGUCUAA